Molecule: messenger RNA, 1539 nt
Organism: Onychostoma macrolepis
Lineage: Eukaryota; Metazoa; Chordata; Actinopteri; Cypriniformes; Cyprinidae
Gene: il17a/f1
Product: interleukin 17a/f1
Exons: 3
Coding region: 655-1131 (158 amino acids)
Biological process (GO): inflammatory response
Cellular component (GO): extracellular region
Molecular function (GO): cytokine activity
Source: RefSeq, a predicted model, not a curated record
UUCCAUUGCAGAAACAAGCUUCUAUAUAAUUGUGCUAUAUAAACUCAAAACUGCAAGGAAAAUAGUCAGAAUUCGGACUUUAUGUCUCGCAAUUGUGACUUUUUAUCAGAAUUCUGAGAUUACAUCUCACAAUUCUGACUUUUUUUCUUAGAAAUGCCAAAUAUGAAAACCGGAAUUGUGAGUAAAAAAGUCAGAAUAGUGGGGUAAAAAGUAGAGAUUAUCUUUUUCAUUUUUUUAUCCUGUGGUGGAAUCAAGCUCCGUAGGGUGGUAAAACUACGUAAAUUCUGAGAAAAUCUCUGAGAGAAUCAUCUAUUUGCAUAUUGGUACCUCAUACAAUGAAAUGAAAUAUUGUGUAUUUAUCAGUCCAUAAUAUUUAAUAUUUAUUUAAAACCCAUUUGUCAGCCACGUAUUGGCAAACGGAAAUAGCAUGUGAUUGUAGUGACACAAUGCAUUCAAAGUGAUUUUUGCUGACACAUUGAAUAUGACAACAUAACGUACCGUCAAAGGGUAGAAUUCAUCACAGGAAGUGCUCCUACACUGCUGCGAUUGCACGAACAGGCCUCUCUAUAUAAACUGCACAUACCACUUCAAAUGUAGAGCAGCAAGACUUAAGACUGACAGAAGACAUCAGAAAAAAAAACAAAAACAGGUCAAAUGAAUGCAACUAUGUCAUCAGCGCUAAACAUCCAGUUCCUCAUGGUGGCUUGUAUGAUGGGGCUCGUUUUAAUAUCAUUUGGAGCUGAGGGGGCACCAUCAAAACAUCCUCAGAAGAAAGCAAACCACAAGUCAUCAGAAGAAUCUCAUGCAUCCUCAUUCCGGUUGAUCUUGGAUCCUGAGUUCAAAUCCUCAGCCAACCCGAUCCAUCCAAUCAACAAUGAUUCCAUCUCUCCAUGGACCUACACGUUUACACACGAUGACAGCCUGUACCCUUCUAGCAUCGCAGAGGCGAAAUGUUCACUGACUGGAUGUUUGCUAGAAGGCGCUGAGGAUUUCCAUUCCAAGCCGAUUUACACCCAAAUCAUGGUCUUGAGGAAAAUUCGAGGAGAAAAGCAGAGCUACUCCUUAAAACUUGAGUACAAAACCAUCGCAGUGGGAUGCACCUGCGUUCGUCCACAUGUACAACAAGUUUAAAAUGUGGAAUCUGAUGGAGUUACAAUACUAUAGAUGUUUGAUCGUUAGUGUUAUUGUAUUACAAAUCCAGAACGUAAGGCUAAAGACUUAUGACUUUAUCAUUUAUUUAUGGUCUCAUAUACAUGUAGGAUAUAUAUUUAUGUUUGUGAUAUUUGAUGGAUUAUAUAUUUGAGAAUUUUUGCAAAUAGAAGAAUUCGAUCUAUCAUCAUCAUGAUUUUUGGAUAAUGAGUUCAACACUUCAUCCGACCUGAUCCAUCAAAUAAUCUAAUUUAUUUAUGUCAUUACAUGUGAUUUCAAAUGCAGGAUAUUUAUUUUCACUGAAUUUUUUUUAUUUUUAUUAUUUUGUACUAACUAUUUAUUUAUUGAUCCAAAUGAGUUUUUAAUGUUAUGAUUGAUGCAAUAAAUAAG